Sordaria macrospora k-hell is the source of this 366-nucleotide messenger RNA. The record is from RefSeq and is a predicted model, not a curated record. Lineage: Eukaryota; Fungi; Ascomycota; Sordariomycetes; Sordariales; Sordariaceae.
AUGCUCCUCCUCCUCCUUCCCCUCCUCCCUGUUUGCAGCAAAAAUCGAGCACCGACUAAACCUCUACGAAAAAUCCGCCGUAACCGCGCCUCGGCCAUCCAGGUGAUGAGUAACGUUGGUUUCGACGAGCAGUCCGAAGCCGAAGCACCGAAAGAGUUGGAAGAAUAUCUGCGGGAGGAGGAGAGGGAGGAGGGGUCGCAGAAGCAGAAGAGGAAGGGGGUGGUGCCUAAAACGAUGAAAGAGGUGGUUGAAUUUGAGUAUGGCCCGGAUGUGGUGGAGAGGACGGUGAGGGUGAUGAGGGAGGCCCAGGUGGUUGGGGGAAAGGAGGGGUGGAAGGUGCCGGAGGGGUUUUUCCCUGGGUUUUGA